This is a messenger RNA of Corythoichthys intestinalis (scribbled pipefish), 1714 nucleotides long. RefSeq names its product serine/threonine-protein kinase pim-3-like. Gene Ontology annotation, biological process: protein autophosphorylation; regulation of mitotic cell cycle; negative regulation of apoptotic process. The coding region runs from base 444 to 1370 and encodes 308 amino acids. Gene Ontology annotation, molecular function: protein serine/threonine kinase activity; ATP binding. Gene Ontology annotation, cellular component: cytoplasm. The transcript has 6 exons. The record is from RefSeq and is a predicted model, not a curated record. NCBI's taxonomy places the organism in Eukaryota, Metazoa, Chordata, Actinopteri, Syngnathiformes, Syngnathidae.
CUUUUAAAUGUCCCGACGAAACGCCUUAUUUGUACAGCGAUAUUCCUCCGCUUAUCCUACUACAAAUAAGUAGUCCGUUUGCUCCUUCGUCGAUGAGUCGAUUGGGUUUUGGUGCGAAAUAAACACAGUCAAGCAAAAAUCGUGUUUUAAUUAGAUGCUUUGUUUUUUUUACAUCACAUGUUCAAGUACAUGUACAAGAAACAGCCUAAUGUUGGUGUCCCGCGCGCGUGUUGUAGAAGCGGAGGGAUAUUGUGCUUGUAAACAAUGCAUUGAUAAUUUUGAAACUCGUCCGCCAGCCCGGUUCCUGUGGUCACUUGUGGUGCGGCUAUACGAAUUACAAGUAACAAUUAUAAUAUAUUUCAUUGCUGCAUGAGAAUCUUUAGAAAUUUUUAGGGUGAUGUGAUUUUGCACAUGAGUUGGAAAGAGGCCGUGGAGGAAUUAUAAUGCUCUCCACACUGAGCUCGGCGACGUGUAGCGUGGCCCUGCCGCCGGUAAAACAACAAGCUAAACAUGACGUGCCGCCUUUCGAGAAGGUGUACCGACUGGGCACGGUGCUGGGUAGCGGCGGUUUCGGUACAGUAUACUCGGGGGUCCGCGUGGCAGACGGCGUGCCGGUGGCAGUGAAACACGUUUGCCGAGACAGAGUGGUUGAGUGGGGCUCUUUGUGUGGCACCGUGGUUCCGCUGGAGAUCGUACUCCUUAAGAAGGUGGGAGAAGCAUUCAGUGGUGUAGCGCGACUCCUGGACUGGCAGGAGCUCGCUGACGGCUGGUUGAUAGUGUUGGAGCGUCCUGAGUUGGGCCAAGACCUCUUCGACUACAUCACAGAGCGCGGUGCGCUUGAUGAGGCAGUGGCGCGUGGAUUCUUCCGCCAGGUGUUGGAGGCAGUGCGCCACUGUUAUGCAUGCGGCGUCGUUCACCGUGACAUCAAGGACGAGAACCUGGUGGUUGAUUUGCGCACAGGCCAGAUCAAACUCAUCGACUUUGGAUCAGGCGCGCUGCUGCGAGAUGGACUUUAUACUGACUUUGAUGGCACUCGUGUGUACAGUCCCCCAGAAUGGAUACGUCUCCGUCGCUACCAUGGCCGAUCUGCUACCGUGUGGUCUCUGGGGGUACUUCUGUACGACAUGGUAUGCGGUGACAUCCCCUUUGAACAUGACCGCGACAUUGUCAGCAGGCGACUGUGCUUCAACUCCAACCUUUCUGCAGAUUGCCAGCAGCUGAUUGGCUGGUGCCUCAGCCUGGAGCCAUGCGACCGUCCAACUCUUGAGCAGAUCUUUCUGCACUCGUGGGUGACAUGUAAUAGUAGCAAUGAGGAAGAGGAGGAAGAAGAUGGUGUCACACAAGAAGGGUCAUCCCAGGAAAGCCUCUGAUAGUGUUAAAGCCAGAAAGCGGGUGCUGGUGUUCUCAGGUUUUUUUCCCCCCAUGUUGUAGCAAUUGUCAGAUCCUCAUGCACAGUCAAUGCAAACUUCUGUAAUUUCUGGAUGUAUUUGCUUUUUAUGCAAUUCUAUUUUGUACAUUUGUUGUAUUUAUAGAGAGAAUAUUCAACAUUCUUUAUUUAUACUCUUUUUGCUUGGGAGUAUCAAGUUUCAAUGUUUUUUAAAUAUAUAACUCUUGCUGAGCUGGGCACCUUUCGAAUUUUUUAAUUACAUUGUGUUUUUACAAUAUGCAUUUUUUUUAAAAACACAUUUUUUAAUUAAAUCUUUUGGAUACAAAA